CUCUUAGGAAUGACUUGUUGGGCCAUUUGCGUGCGCCGGGUGAAACCCUAUUAGGACCCUUCUUAGUAGCAUUAUAUAGACCCCCUGCUAGCAGAAAGACUCAAACUUGAGACCUUUUCUCAAGGUCAUCAACACCAUUGCUACUUGGGCUACCACUCUGGUGGUUCGAGAUUAUUCCUUUGCUAAGUUGCUGGGAUGGUAAAUUUCUGUCCAUGGUGAAAUUACCAUCAACCCCAUUUGAGUGGUUUUGUAGUUAGUUGUGAUUGGAUAUUGAGCUAGUGGACACCAGAGGAAGAGAUGCAGAGUAGUACAGCCUAGCCUUCAGUCUGUCCAGCAAUCAUUCAAAACUUAAAAAAGCAAGCAGCAACAGCUUACCAGUUUUCCACUUUCAAGCAAUUUGAAUGAAAAGGAUGAAAAAUCUCUAUCAGCCCUAUCUUCUCCACCUUCCUUCACUAGAAUCACUGCCCAUUCUCAGCCAGCACUUAUCUUGCUUUUGUUCAGUCCCUUAAAUGGGUAUCAGGAUCAAGCCAUUCUGCAGGAGAUAAUGUAAACCAUGAAGGGCAUGAAGGGAAGAUUCCUCAAGAAAAUAAGAUCCUUUUCAACAUUAUCUGCUCUCAAGCAAGGCAUAGUUUUCCAGGUAAACACCUCAAAUCAAAGCUUCCCCACCUCAGCUCUUGACAAUGAUCAAGCAGAUGAAAAUGGCUAUCCCAAAGAGUUUUUUCCCGGAAGUAUCAGUGUACCCAAAGUGGGGAAUCAAGUCAAAGAUGAAGCAAUUGAUUCAGCUCUCCAUGGCUGUAACAGGGAAACCAAAGACCAUUCACAGAUCCCAAUUACGUUAGAGUUUGGAAGCACUAAUGCUCAUACUGUUCCAUUGCCCUCUGUACAAUUAUUUGAAGAACCAGAAUCCUGCCACUCUCAGCCUAACCAAUUACUGAACACUGAGUUACAGAGUCCAGAGCAAGGAAAUGACAACUUUGAGGAAUUCUUUGAUCCAGAACCACUAGUUCCAUUUGAGCCAAUGGGCAUGGAACAUGAAAGUGUCAAUGAAGAUGAGGAGGAAAAUGAAGAAUCUUCACCACUCUUAGACUUUGAGGAGAAGUGUCCACCAGGAGGAAGCCAGGCAAUCAUUCUGUACACAACAAGCUUGAGAGGGAUUAGGAAAACAUUCGAGGACUGCAGCAGCAUUCGGUUCCUGUUGGAGAGUUUUCAUGUGGUUUUCUAUGAGAGGGAUGUGUCGAUGCACUUGGAGUUCCGGGAGGAGCUAUGGAAGAUCUUGGGCGGCCGAGUAGUCCCCCCGAGGCUUUUCAUCAAAGGGAGAGACAUUGGAGGAGCGGAUGAGGUGGUUGGAUUGCAUGAGCAGGGGAGGCUGAGGAAGCUCUUCCAUGGAAUCCCACAGAGGCCAUCCAAUAAUCCCUGCAGCGGGUGUGGCGGUAUGCGCUUUGUCGUCUGUCUCAGCUGCCAUGGUAGUUGUAAAGUGAAUCCACAAGAUCUAGCCAAUGAAUUCCCCAUUAGGUGUUCAGUGUGUAAUGAAAAUGGAUUGACUGAGUGCCCAAUUUGCUGCUGAAACAUCUAACCUUUUCUCUACAAAUAAUGUCUUGUUCUUGUAAUGUAUGAUCAUCAUCAUCAUCGUCGUCGUCAUCAUCAAUCACCUUUCCCUUCUCCAGUUCCAGUAUUGACAACUUCACCACUUUAUGCUACUCAAAUUGGUUCUGGUUGUAUAUUAGAUGGUAUAGAUCAAAUUGGUGCUUAGAAUUUGAUGGUCUUGUAAUCUUGUAAAUGUAUCAGCUGCAGAAUCCUUCUACAAGUAAUUAGAGGAACUAGCAGAUUAGCCUGAUAUAUUAGCAUGUUGAAAUGUAAUCUUGGAGAUCUGAAACUGGCUAGCUCUAUAGCAAAAUUCUACUAGUGAUGAAUCUAGG
Messenger RNA from Diospyros lotus (date-plum), 1916 nucleotides. RefSeq lists its product as uncharacterized. The record is from RefSeq and is a predicted model, not a curated record. Lineage: Eukaryota; Viridiplantae; Streptophyta; Magnoliopsida; Ericales; Ebenaceae. Bases 554 to 1564 code for a protein of 336 amino acids. The transcript has a single exon.